This is a messenger RNA of Pyricularia oryzae 70-15, 1062 nucleotides long. Its product is annotated as vacuolar transporter chaperone 1. The transcript is spliced from 2 exons. Lineage: Eukaryota; Fungi; Ascomycota; Sordariomycetes; Magnaporthales; Pyriculariaceae. The coding region runs from base 301 to 687 and encodes 128 amino acids. The record is from RefSeq and is a predicted model, not a curated record. Gene Ontology annotation, cellular component: fungal-type vacuole membrane; vacuolar transporter chaperone complex.
CUCUGCUUUCCCAAUUCGAGACCCAGUCUCAGCCCAUGGCGCUUGGGUCUGUCGGAGGAUCCCAUUUGGAAGGCCUUACACAACCUUUUUUUUGUACAAAAUCAGGAUUUGCAAUUGAAUCGAUUAUUUUUCUCCUUCGGGUCUGCGCUUUGCGACAAAUUGAGUCUCCGUGAAUCUGGCUGGCGUGAUCCGGAACCUUGAGCGCAUCACAGAAUAACAUAGCGCAGCCCCGAUCCGCGGCCAGUCUAGGGAAACGCGCGCACCUCGAAACAUCCACACGACCACUUAACAAUCGGGACAAUGUCGAGCCAGCCGCUACUUCAAACCGCACCGGGCAAGCGGAUCGCGCUCCCGACGCGGGUCGAGCCCAAGGUCUUUUUCGCAAACGAGCGAACCUUCCUAUCAUGGCUCAACUUCACCGUCGUUCUGGGCGCCCUCGCCGUCGGCAUGCUCAACUUUGGUGACCGUCCGGCCUUCAUCUCCUCCAUCAUGUUCACGCUGGUCGCCAUGUUCACCAUGGGUUAUGCGUUGUGGCAAUACCAUUGGCGUGCGGCUACCAUCAGGAAGCGGGGCCAGGCAGGAUUCGACGACAGGUUCGGCCCGACUAUGCUGGCCAUCAUCUUGUUCUUGGCCGUCGUGGUCAACUUUGUGCUGAGGGUCACGUAUGACAAGAACAAGAAGGUGUAAACGGUUUACUGCUCGUGCGAUGGAUGGAGUUGGGCGGAAUUGGCUUGGCUUUAUAACCCAGGUUGUUCUUUAUACCUAGAACGCUACGGAACUGUACAAAUACCAGCGACGGGACGAUGCAUGGGUUGGGAAAAAAGCAUGACAUGUUAUAUUUGGAUAUACUGAAUGCUAGGGUGGUGGCAAAAAAGGCAAGUCUGUCGUGUUAAUUAGGUACAGAAGGAUCAUUGUGUUUAUCUGGAACCAGAAAGCCAGAGGCUAGCUGUAGAUGUGUGAGAAAGCCUUGGUUGCCUCAUGUCUCAUUCCGGAUGCCGGGUAUCAUGUCUACGUCCAUUCCUUGAACGCCAAAUGCAAUGCAAAUAUUAAAAGGUUUUCGUC